Messenger RNA from Cladocopium goreaui, 816 nucleotides. The record is from the annotation of a GenBank genome assembly. Lineage: Eukaryota; Dinophyceae; Suessiales; Symbiodiniaceae.
AUGUCAAAGCAAAGUGAGGUGAAAGCGCCGCCUUGUUGUGCUUCUCCGGAGCAGGAUGCCAUUGGCCGUAGCCGCGCCCGUGACGAAGAAGAAGAAGAAGAAGAAGAAGCACCCGCUGAGACUGGAAAGGUGAAACGCAGGAAGAAAGAAUUUGCUUGGAUGGACUCAGAUGACGAAGCUUCGGGCAGUGACGAAGAAGAGCGGGAGGAAGCACCUCCAAAAGAAGAGAGAAAGCAAUCUAGCAGGAAGGAGGACAGUGACGUUGAGGAGCGGAGAAGGGAAACAAGCGACUCGGAGGAGCCAGCCCAGUCGGUUCCCAACUGCGCUGCGGAAGUUCAAUCCCUGGGGCAGAUGAUGCGCCUCAUGGAGUCCUGGCAGCGUCAGCGUGGGCGGAUCCUGCGGUUGCCAAUGGCUGAGCUGUCACAGGUUUGUCAAGCCUGUGCACGUGUGAAGUAUUUCGAUUCCCAAAGCUUCGCAGAUAUCAUCGCUGCUGUCAAGGUGCAUCUUCGCAGCUAUGUUCAGCUGAAGGCUGAUGAUGUUGGAGGUGUGCUCAGCGGCCUCGCAGAUGUCAAUGCGUACGACAAGGAGGUCUUUGACCUGGCCGCCUCAGCGAUGAACCGCACGGCGGGGCACCUCCAGCGUCCAGCGCGGAAGGUGAUCCUGGACGCUUUUAAAAAGGUGAAUCAUCGAUCAAAUUCACUCAGAGAGAUGUCAGAACACGAGGCAAAAGCUCGCUAUGAUGAAAGAUGCUCAGAGGUUGCUGCUAGUUGGCAGCGCCCUGGCUCCACGUCCACCACCUGGCGAGGCUUCGGCUAG